UCUUUGUCUUGUUAUGUUUUUUUGAACGGAUGCAAAGACUUAAACUUUAAGCAUUGUUUGGGUUUCUUGAACUCGAUUUAGUUAAAAUUAGAUCUGAGUCAGCUUAGGACUAAACAAAGCUUUUUCUCGCUUUGCCAUGCCAAAAGCAAUCAACAGUACUAAAAACCCUUUUCUUAUUGUUCGGUUGGUGCAUUGGUUGUUGGUGUUCUUAUCAACUUCUGCGUCUUCUAUUAAUUAGCUUUUGAGGGGACCUUCGGACAUAAAACUCUCCAGCUGAAUAUCUAUCGGGUUUGUGUUCUUCUUGUUUAAUCAUUCAUUGAAUAAGGGAAUGAAGAAAGUGUAUAGGAAGGUGAUUUGGAUCAGACAUUCAGGGUUUAGGGUUUUUAGAGACAAGAAAUGGAUGUUCCCUUUUCUUGCAAGCUUGGUCUUGUCGGUUACUCUCUUAAUGUCUCUCAUGUAUGCUGGAUUUGAGACUUCUUAUGUGGAAGAAGAACCGUUAUUACUACCUUUUGAUAAUCUCUCAGAAGAAUACUUUGUAGAAUCACAUCUAAGAAAGUCUUUGAAUUCGAACUCGAGUUCGAAUUCAUCAGAGGUUCUUCCUAGGUUGGCUUAUCUGAUCUCAGGGACCAAAGGUGAUAGCCAUAGGAUGAUGAGGACUUUGCAAGCUGUGUAUCAUCCAAGAAACCAGUACGUUCUGCAUUUAGACCUCGAAGCUCCACCCAAGGAAAGACUAGAGCUUGCUAUGUCUGUGAAGAAUGAUCCUACUUUCCUUGAAGUUGCAAACGUCCGUGUUAUGUCUCAGUCUAAUCUUGUUACUUAUAAAGGCCCUACAAUGAUCGCUUGUACGCUUCAAGCCGUGGCGGUUUUGCUUAAGGAGAGCUUGGAUUGGGAUUGGUUCAUCAACCUUAGUGCAUCAGAUUAUCCUCUUGUGACACAAGAUGAUUUGUUGUAUGUCUUCUCCAACUUGUCUAGGAGUGUGAAUUUCAUUGAACAUAUGAAGCUCACCGGGUGGAAACUGAACCAGAGGGCGAAAUCAAUCAUUGUUGAUCCUGGCUUGUACCUAUCAAAGAAAACUGAAAUAGCUUGGACUACACAGCACAGAUCAAUCCCCACUUCUUUUAAGCUGUUCACAGGCUCAGCAUGGGUGGUUCUGACUCGGUCUUUUCUUGAAUACUCAAUCCUGGGAUGGGAUAACUUCCCUAGGACGAUCUUGAUGUACUACGCUAACUUUGUAUCUUCACCGGAAGGAUACUUCCACACAGUCAUAUGCAACACUAAAGAGUUUAAAAGCACGGCUAUAGGGCAUGACCUGCACUACAUUUCUUGGGACUAUCCUCCAAAGCAACACCCUAACUCUCUAUCGAUGAAGGAUUUCGACAAGAUGGUCAAAAGCAAAGCACCCUUUGCUCGAAAGUUCCACAAGGACGAUCCUGUGUUAGAUAAGAUCGAUAGAGAGCUCUUGGGACGCACUCACAGGUUUUCCUCGGGAGCUUGGUGCGUUGGGAGCUCGGAGAACGGCUCUGAUCCCUGCUCUGUUAGGGGAGAUGACUCGGUUUUGAGACCAGGACCUGGUGCUGAGAGGUUAAAGGAGCUUGUUCAGACGCUUUUAUCUGAUGAGUUCAGAAGUAAACAGUGUUCAUGAUGAGAGGAAAUGAUUAUAAACAAAACUCAAAAUUGUACAUUGUUUUUGUUUUACUCAAUAGAUUUGUAGGUUCUGUUAUACAAAACGAUCAUUGUAUCUUAAAAAAUUUCUAAUAUAAAGCAAGAACAGUAGAAAGCUAGAAAUUUCAGCUCAAAUUGAUCAA
Messenger RNA from Brassica rapa (field mustard), 1805 nucleotides. RefSeq names its product beta-glucuronosyltransferase GlcAT14B. Gene Ontology annotation, molecular function: glucuronosyltransferase activity. NCBI's taxonomy places the organism in Eukaryota, Viridiplantae, Streptophyta, Magnoliopsida, Brassicales, Brassicaceae. Gene Ontology annotation, cellular component: membrane. The record is from RefSeq and is a predicted model, not a curated record.